Zeugodacus cucurbitae (melon fly) is the source of this 3505-nucleotide messenger RNA. It is a transcript of the gene dbo, whose product is annotated as kelch-like protein diablo. Bases 616 to 2424 code for a protein of 602 amino acids. NCBI's taxonomy places the organism in Eukaryota, Metazoa, Arthropoda, Insecta, Diptera, Tephritidae. Gene Ontology annotation, molecular function: protein binding. The transcript has 7 exons. The record is from RefSeq and is a predicted model, not a curated record.
CAUCACAUUUGGCAGCACUAUAAGUCGGAUGUGUGUUGGUGUUGUGCAGUGAGGUGAAUCGAGAAAAAGUUACGAUUUUCUCAAUUUAUUGUGAAAUUAAUUGAUAAAACUCAUAAUUUCAUAUAAUAAUCUCAAAGAUGAGUUCAAAUAUAAUACAAACGCGUUAAAAGGCGAAAUUAUUUCGCAGGGUAGUGCGCUGUGUAGACAUUUGUAAAUUUUACCUUGCAAAAACGUACGAAAGACAAGAUAAAACGUAACAAAAAUAUCAGCAGCAGCAGCAGCAGCAGAACGGUGUGGCACCAGCUUAGGGCGGCAGCAAUCACGCAGACGAACAUUUUUGGAAGGAAGGUCGGUCGAUUUAUUUGACCGAGGGCAAAAAGUAGAGUGUGGAAAAAAUAAAAUUCGGCGUAUAUUUCAUAUUUGUCGCGUUUCGAAAAUUUCACAUAUUAGAAUUUUCAAUGCAACAAAGAUACUGAGAUAACAGCGAAAAUUGCCUUUUCGAGAAUUGCCACUUGGAGUUGGUCGUGGUGUUUUGGGCUUGCCGUAGACAAAAACGCUAAGAUAGACGCGGUGUGGGGUUGGGCUUCUGCCCCGCUGCGUUUAGCGGCGAACAGGAUGGGCGAUCCAAUGCUACCAGGAGCGGCUGGCAGCGCUGGCACAUCAACUGGUGCCAUCGAUCGUCCACCGUCUCCGGCACGUCUAUCGCACACCUCGGAGAAACACCCCAAGGUCACAUUAUCGGAAUUGAACAUGCUACGACGCCAUCGUGAACUUUGUGAUGUUGUACUCAAUGUUGGCGGUCGUAAAAUAUUCGCACAUCGCGUCAUACUCUCCGCAUGCAGUCCAUAUUUUCGCGCCAUGUUCACCGGCGAACUGGAGGAAUCACGACAAACUGAAGUAACCAUACGUGAUAUUGAUGAGAAUGCCAUGGAGUUGCUUAUCGACUUUUGCUACACUGCACAUAUCAUUGUUGAGGAGUCCAAUGUGCAGACUUUGUUGCCGGCAGCGUGCUUACUACAGCUGGUCGAAAUACAAGAUAUCUGCUGUGAAUUCCUAAAACGGCAAUUGGAUCCGACAAAUUGUUUGGGCAUACGCGCCUUUGCCGAUACGCACUCGUGUCGCGAAUUGUUGCGCAUUGCCGACAAAUUUACACAACACAACUUCCAAGAUGUUAUGGAAAGCGAGGAGUUUUUAUUGCUACCCGUUGGACAGCUAGUGGAUAUCAUAUGCAGCGAUGAGUUGAAUGUACGUUCCGAGGAGCAGGUUUUCAAUGCGGUCAUGUCUUGGCUGAAAUACAAUGUGGCCGAUCGACGUCAACAUUUAGCACAGGUUUUGCAACAUGUACGCUUACCGCUAUUGUCACCGAAAUUCCUCGUCGGCACUGUUGGCUCUGAUUUGUUGGUGCGCUCCGAUGAAGCAUGUCGUGAUCUCGUUGAUGAAGCCAAAAACUAUCUGCUAUUACCGCAAGAACGUCCACUAAUGCAAGGUCCACGUACGCGGCCACGCAAACCCACGCGUCGUGGUGAAGUAUUGUUUGCUGUUGGCGGUUGGUGUUCGGGUGAUGCCAUUGCCUCCGUAGAACGCUUUGAUCCGCAAACGAACGAUUGGAAAAUGGUUGCACCGAUGAGUAAACGUCGUUGUGGCGUUGGUGUUGCUGUACUGAAUGAUCUACUUUAUGCUGUUGGUGGGCAUGAUGGUCAAAGCUAUUUGAAUAGCAUUGAACGUUAUGAUCCACAAACAAAUCAAUGGUCUUGCGAUGUCGCGCCAACCACCUCGUGUCGCACGAGUGUUGGUGUGGCCGUCUUGGAUGGAUUUCUGUAUGCUGUUGGCGGGCAAGAUGGCGUACAGUGUUUGAAUCAUGUUGAGCGAUAUGAUCCUAAGGAGAAUAAAUGGUCCAAGGUCGCACCAAUGACAACACGUCGUUUAGGCGUUGCCGUCGCCGUUUUGGGUGGCUAUCUCUAUGCAAUUGGCGGCUCUGACGGUCAAUGUCCACUAAACACUGUCGAGCGGUACGAUCCAAGACAAAAUAAAUGGUGUGCUGUUAAUCCAAUGUCUACACGUCGCAAGCAUUUGGGCUGCGCUGUCUUCAAUAACUACAUAUACGCUGUCGGUGGACGUGAUGAUUGCAUGGAAUUAUCAUCAGCUGAACGCUAUAACCCGCAUACAAAUACCUGGAGCCCCAUUGUGGCAAUGACUUCGCGUCGCAGCGGUGUCGGCUUGGCCGUAGUUAAUGGGCAGCUAUAUGCCGUUGGCGGUUUUGAUGGCUCGGCCUACUUAAAAACAAUUGAAGUUUACGAUCCGGAAACAAAUCAAUGGCGUUUGUGUGGUUGUAUGAAUUAUCGUCGUUUAGGUGGUGGCGUCGGUGUGAUGAGAGCACCACAGACUGAAAACUAUAUGUGGAUACGCAAAGAUUCCGUUGUUUGAUUGCAUACAGAGGAGUGCUAGUAAAGCCGUGGCCACGUCAUAACUAAUUUGCGCGUUGCUACGGUACAUUUUAAGGCUUUUAAGCUUAAAUUAAAUUCAUAAGCAGAGUAUAUAUAUAUAUAUAUAAAGAAAACUAAAAACUACAAACAUAAAGAAGAAAAUCGAAUAACCUAACCUAAAACUAAUUAUAAAUUAUAUAUAAAGUGAAAACAAAAAACAAAACUAAACAAAAAAACAAUUGCGCAUGAAUUCCAUUUACAUUAGAACAAAUGAAAUUCAUUGUUUGCCGCUUGCCUGUGAUGUUAAUGUGGAUUGUGAAAUUGUGCGAGUGGCCGUCAUGUUGCGCUUAGCCAAAUUUCAUUUUGUAAAAUUGAUAAGAAAACAUUUCCACAUAGCUGUUUUGAACAGCUAUUUGUCCCGUGCACUGUAGCAGUGCUGAGACGUAAUCAUCUAAACAUCUAAAACAAAAAAAAAAUCAAAAACAAAAAAAAAAGUUUAUUGCUUGCGCGGUGUACGGGACAUGCAAAUCAAUUUUUGUGUAAUCGAAUAUAAAAAAAUACAAUAUUACGCGAGUUGUUUGUUGGUGUAAAAGAUUGUACUAGUUUUAACAAGUGAAAAUAAGCGUAUAAAAAUUUUAACUGCCUUCUAAUUGCAAAUAAAAUAAAAAAUAAAAUAAAUUUUUUAAUUUAAUAUUUAAAAAAGCCUAUGAGCAGCAUCCAUUAGCUGUGCUAACACGAAGAUGUAUUUGAGAAAAACAAACUGCACUACACCAAAUACAUUGUUGUGCUAAAUUUUAAUUUAACCCUACUUUUUGUAAUGUAAUUAUUAUAUCAAUAUAUUUGCAGUUCGUUAGUGUUUAUACAUAAAUUAAUUUUGUCUAAUUUGCAACUGUAUUGUAUACAGCACGCAUUAAUACACCAUAAUUUUGUUGUUGCACUUUGAAUAAAGACCAAAACAACUAAAUAAAAAUGAACCUGAAGCUGGCAGCUCCCACUCAUAGUAUUAAGCUACUAAAUACAUGUUAAACAAUUAAUAAAAGCAAAUAAAAUUAAAAAAAUAAUAAUAAUUAAAAAACAAAAAA